Dendronephthya gigantea is the source of this 3145-nucleotide messenger RNA. RefSeq lists its product as uncharacterized. The record is from RefSeq and is a predicted model, not a curated record. The transcript has 6 exons. Bases 103 to 2322 code for a protein of 739 amino acids. Lineage: Eukaryota; Metazoa; Cnidaria; Anthozoa; Malacalcyonacea; Nephtheidae.
GGCAUUUUGAAAAUGCACAUUUUGCAAAAAAAUUCGACGGAGAUGUCCAAAGAAAAGCAAGAAUAUAUGCAAUUUGGUAACAAAAUAUCAUGACUGCUUAAUAUGUUGUCACAGAGAAAAUUUUUAAUUUUUCGAAGACUUGCAAGAAGGCGAAUCGUAUUUUUACUUGGUAUUUUAUCACUUUGUGUUGUAUGGCUAAUCAAAGGGUACUUAAAUACUAAAUAUAUUAAGAUUGACAAUGCUGAUUUCCCGAAUAUUGGUGAUUUUACAUGUGAGGAAUCACUAAAAACGUCAUCUUGUACGUUUGUCAGUACCCAAAGAAAUUUAGAAGCAUUUGGAAUUAAGAAAUGUGAUGCAUUGGGUGAGCUCUGUAAAGGUUUUGUGGCGAACCAAGGAAUGAAGACAGUUACAUUGAAACAAUCAUUUCAUGGAAAGAACAUUUUUGCAGCAGGGCUGACUUUAUUUGUGAAGAAAUCAUAUGCAUCACUUAUAAACAUCACUGGGAUGUUCGAAGUCUGUGCUGAUACAUUGGAAAGCAUAAAUGAGAAAGAUGUGGCUGCUAAAAAGAGAAGAUGUAAUCUUCCUAAUCUAGAUCCUUUUGAUAGAAGUAUAAUGGGGGUGAUGUUUAAACCAGCCAGUUUCACAUGUUCUGGCCACAAAGAUUUAACACUGUAUGAAAAUGGAACAUUAAAAAUUAAUCCUGAAACAAGAGGAAUGAUAACAAAGGUAAUUUGGAAAGUUAUCAAAGUAAAACCUGGAGAUGGGUCAAAAUUCAUCUUAACCUCAUCCGGAAUACUGAAUCAAGAGAAACCUCAAGUUACCAUCAAUGAGGACAUGAUUAGAGUCGACGUCGUGACUACGAGUGGUCAAGUACAAACUGACUUCCAUUUGAAAAUCUCACCUAAACCAAACGUUUUAAAAAGAUCAACAAAGAAAGGACUGGCUUCAUUGAAUGUUAUUAUGAUUGGUUUGGACUCGACAGCGCAUUCUCACUUUCAAAGAAAAUUAGGAAAAGUUUAUAAAUAUUUGAAAGAUGAUUUAAGAUCGUUCAUAUUUAAUGGUUACUCAAUAGUGGGUGAUGGUACUACACCGGCUUUACUGGCAUUGUUAACUGGACGAAAAGAGGAACAACUACCUGAGGGACGACACAGGAUGAAAGGUGCGAAAUGUCUUGAUAACUGGCCAUGGAUUUUCAAAGAUUUUCGGGACUAUGGUUACGCCACAAUGUUCAACGAAGACGAGGUUGACCUCGGUGCAUUUACUUAUCGCCUGAUGGGGUUUUGUGAUCCACCAAUGGAUCAUUAUCUCUUGCCAUAUUGGUAUGCAGGUAUAAGUGCAAAAGCGCCUUGGUUUAAGAUCGGUCUAGGAAGCUUGAAAGGACACUGUAUAGAAUCACAAGCUAUUCACAAUGCUAGUCUAGAAAUGGUACGAAGUAUGUUUGAAGCUUAUCCCAAAACACCCAAAUUUGGGAUGACAUUCUUUUCCGAUAUUUGUCACAGUCGGCUGAAUGACUUGUCUUUAAUGGAGAAUGACUUACUCGGGUUUUUUAAACUAAUGAAAGAACGACAUUACCUUGAUAACACAAUCUUGGUGACCUUUGGGGAUCAUGGUAUUCGCUUUGGUUCAGUACGAACAACUGUUAUUGGGAAAAUGGAGGAACGCCUACCUUUUCUUUCUAUUACUGUUCCUGAUUGGUUUGAGAAAGAUUAUCCAGAAUUUGUUAAAAAUAUUCGUGGAAAUCUGGAUGUAUUGACAUCACCACUAGAUGUUCAUGCAACAUUCCGUCAUAUCCUUUCAUAUCCUUCUUUACCCACAAAUGUCGGUUAUGGUAGAAGUCUCUUCACAGAACUUGGUGACAGGGUGUGCAAGGAGACUGGGAUUCCCACUCAUUUUUGUCCGUGUAUGGAGUGGAAACCCGUUGCUGUAAAUCAUAAACACAUCAAGAAAAGCGCACUUGCAAUUUUAGACUAUAUAAAUGGCCUGAUAAGGAAUGAAAACUUAGUUGGUAAAUGUGCUUUAUUGACUUUAAAGGAAAUUAAAUCCGCGGUGAAGAUAUCACCAAAUGAAGACGUACAGACGUUUGAGAAAUCGGAUGAAGAUGGAAGGAAAGCUUCCAAGGGUGCAAAACCUAAAGGUGUAUGUCAUUAUCAACUGCAGAUUGGAACAAUGCCAAAUAAUGGUAUAUUUGAAGCAACAGUCCAGUUAAGUUCUGGGUCUGUAUUGGUCAAUAAACAAAUGAGCCGCAUUGACCGAUACGGAGAUCAACCUAAAUGUAUUGUAGAGACACAUCAUCACAUGAGAGAAUACUGUUAUUGUACCUGAAACUAUAAAAUCGCGCAUGCUAUCAACAGGUAUUGACGCUGGUGGCAAUAUGAUAAAACAUUAGAAACUUCGAUUUAAUCUGUUAUUGAACAUAUAAUGUCAGCGUUUUGUUCAUUUGGGAUUAUCUCAAGGAUGUUUUUUAAGAAAUUAAAUUCAUCACACCACUAUGCAUAAUGUUUAUAUUGACCAGUAUGGGUUGGUUUGCGAUAGGCGAUAGUGCCACCGUUAGAGAAAAGUUGGUACUUUGGUUAAAACUAAAGUGUCAUGUGCAUAGGGAAAGCGUUUGUAGAAAACAAUAAUGCCACAGUUAAUCAAGAAUUUAACAAAUAUGUUUUCAAAUUCAGACAUUAUUAUCUUAGCUAAAGUAUAGGACUUAAGAGCGAUCCCAUUGAAACAGCAUUAGUUUGUUUAAAAUAUUCAUUUUAUGUGAGAAAAUUGUUUUAGUAUACAGGAAUCUAAAAUUAGUUUCUUGCAUUGAGGCUGCGUUUCUUCCGGUGCGUUUGUACCAGUUUGGAAUCAUGUACGUUUUAAAAUUAUGUUAACAGUUUUCUAUAUCCCUCUGCAAAUAAUUUGCGUGCAUGGGAUAUUUAUUAUUAAUACAUGUGACAGCAUCGAAUGUAUCUUGACAAGAGAGUUAAUUUAUAGUUAAAGGAUUUAGUAAUUUAGCGACGGGUUUAUAGGCUGUACCCGUUGUGUCAAUUGUAGGUUGAAAAGGAGGGAGAUUGUUAAAUGAUCUCUGACUAACAUUGCUUUAACAAUGUCCCACUUAAGAAAACACUAGUAUGUAUGUCAAAAAUUUAAAAUAUUUUAAUUACUUGUCAAA